AAUAUCCUGCCAGACAGACGAAACAUAGUUUUUCAGUCAGUUUACCUGGUAUAACAGGAGAAUUCAGGAGAUAGGUACCUCAUUUGAUAAAUUUAUAAAAGUUCUUGAGUGAAUAUUUUUUAUUAAUCAUGGGUUGUGAGUUGCCUCGUGUUAAUAAGUGCUGUUGCUGCCCAUUACGAACUGGAGCACUGAUAAUCGGCUAUUAUUCACUGAUCAGCGCGGGCUUCUCCCUCGCGUCCACGUCAACCCUCAUCUACCAAGUGGCCCAGUACGUGGCUCAGAACCAGGACCACCCGCCUCCGGGGCUCACUUCGGCAGACGUGAAGAGCAAGGCUGUGAGACAGUACAUCGCACUCGGGCUUCAGCUGGCUGGAUACCUGUUCUACUUUACUAUUAGUUUGUUGCUGGUCAUUGGCGCUCACAAGAACAAGCCGCGCUACAUGCGGCACUACUUCAUCGUCGGGAUCGUGAACCUGGUGUUCAACCUGGCCGUGGUCAUCGUUUCCUUCCUCUUCACCGGCCUGCUCGUCACGCUGUGGCAGCUCUCGGCUUGUGGUCUAAUGUUCUACUUCCUGCUCGUGAUCCGGAGCACUGCGCUGGAGAUGGAGGAGGCGGCUCGUCCCAAGGUGUACGAGAUGACCGAGACCGGGCCCAGGUCGCCGAGCUACGUGCCCACGCCGCCGCAGUAUGCGCCUGCGCAGGAACCGCUGAUGCAGUAGACAUGGUGACCAGGGGUUGGGUUGUGCAGUAGUGGAGUGGAGUGACCAGGGGUUGGUGAUGCAGGGGGUUGGGAAAUGGAUAUUGUAAGGGGGGUUUUGUGAACAAUUUUUUUUGAGUAUAAUUUACUAAGGUUUUAUGUUUAUCGUUAUGAAAACAUCAAUAAUGUUCAGUGGAGUAGACCACUUUUAGCUUACAAUAUCAUUUCUACCCCGUUUAGGUACUUAAGUAGGUUUACUUAAGGUAUAAUUGCAAUAACUGCCCACCUCGGUGUAAAUGAAUGGAUGCUAAUUUAAGUUAAUAAAAUACUUAGGUGUUAAAUUAAGAAAAGUA
Messenger RNA from Plutella xylostella (diamondback moth), 1050 nucleotides. RefSeq lists its product as uncharacterized. The record is from RefSeq and is a predicted model, not a curated record. Lineage: Eukaryota; Metazoa; Arthropoda; Insecta; Lepidoptera; Plutellidae.